GUUUGUCUUCGCCCCGCCCCUUCUGCAUUCAGCGCAAUAUAACUAUGGACCAAUCCGAAGGAUCCAGCUCGUCUUGGCGGCAGUUCUCAUUCUUUGACGCUGAACCAUUCGCGUCGGGUGAUGAAGGCUCACCUGAAUUCGAACAACUGCGAUCUCCGUUGAUCAUUGAACCUGUAUCUUAUUCGUCCACCCUUUCAGUGGCCGUCGCCUCGGGAGAUACUGUGCACUUUUUCAACAACCACUUGCGUUCCUAUAGAUCUUUUCAGGCUUGGAAGGACAAUGGUCAUACCUCCCUUCUUAGACAGGCCGCGAACGUUUUGAUCUGUGUGGGAGAAGAGGGGGACUCUCGUCUUCCGAUCUUGAAGGCCUGGGAUCUCUCUCGGGACACCAGACGUGGGCCCGUAUUACUACGUAGUGUUCGCGUUGGUCAACGCUCAGCUCUUGUCACCUGCCUUGCCUGUACUCCGAAUCUGUCUCAUCUCGCCCUUGGAUUUAGUGACGGGACUGUGCUCCUAUACAGACACUUCCUGCAAUCUCUCACGACCUCUCCGACCUCUCUCUCAUCUAUGCCCAAGGCGAGGAUCGUCCAUGAGUCCCCAGAGCCUGUCACUGGGCUUGGAUUCGUCGAGUCUGACGUCGACGGUCCCACUUUGAUGAUUGCUACCGUUGGAGCAAUACUCAGUAGCGGGACCACGGGAAAAAGCGGACGUGCUCGCGUUCUUGACCGGUCAGGUGUAGCCCUUGGGUGCGCAGUCAUAAGUCAUGACAGGCGCGAGCUUUUGGUUGCGAGGAAUGAGGGGAUAUACUCAUUUGGCACAAGCGAUCCAGGCCCAUUCUAUGCUUAUGAUGGCGAGAAAGCUUCUUUGCAGGUUCACAACCAUAAUCUUGUCUUUGUUCUGCGUGAGGAGUCGAAGUCGCGGGCUCGAGAUACCACCCCCUCCUCCAAACUCGUCAUCCUCGAUCAUCGACAUCGGUGGACGUCCUACCAGAAACAUUUCUCGUCUGGUAUCGAUCGGAUGUUCAGUCAAUGGGGCGCACUAUACGUUCAAGCAGUCGACCAGCCGCUUAUGCGGCUCAUUGAGCAUUCCAUCUCCGCAAAACUCCAGGUACUGUCUCAGCGCAAUCUUUACACAACAGCUCUAGCUCUCGCCAAGUCGGAGGGCUUCAACGAAGCUGGCUUGUCCGACAUACAUAGAUUAUACGGGGACUAUCUGUACCGCAAGGGUGACUACGAUGCAGCAAUGAGACAGUAUACCUUAACCCUUGGCCAGCUCCCGCCAUCAUACGUGGUCCGCAAGUAUUUGGAUGCACAGCGGAUACAGCAGCUCGUCGCCUACCUACAGAGACUACACGAGCUUGGGCUGGCAAACCCAAAUCACACUACCCUGUUGCUCAAUUGCUACACGAAGACUGGGGACCUCGCUAGUCUCGAUGCCUUUCUCAAUUCCGAGAUGACCGAUGACGAAUUGCCCUUCGACCUCGAUACUGCGAUACGAGUCUGUAGACAGGGUGCUUUCUUUGCUCAUGCUAGCUUUCUCGCUCAGCGCUGGGGUCGUCACGAAGAGUACCUCCGUAUCCAGAUCGAGGAUGCGGGGGAGUUCUUAGCUGCCCUACGCUAUCUCCGCGGGCUGGACCGCGAGGUGUGUACAGAAAACCUUCUGCUGUACGGGGUACCUCUGCUGGCGCAUGCCCCUAUCGAAACUACCGAUCUAGUAAUCGACCUUUGUUGCGGCUUGCCCCUCAUUCCUCAGCAGCAAGCGGUGUCGGCCAAUGGGUCAGGACCUGCCACAGGUCAAGCAGUGCUCUCAUUCCUGAACGUCGAUCGAGUCACGGGGCUAUUUGUGGACAAUAGUCAUAUCGAUACUGCUCCGGAUGAUAUGCCGCUGCAGGCAGCAGAUGUGCCCAUCGAAUUGCCAUCACCAAGGAGGUUCUUUCCCCUCUUUAAUGACAACGUCGACCAAUUCCGUCGCUUCCUGGAGACUGUCACCAAUCUUGACAAGGAAGGGAAUUCCUCUUCAAAUAAUGACGCCGAUGCUUCGCGAUCGAUCUGGAGCACAUUGCUGGAGCUAUAUCUGACCGCCGGAGGGGCCGAUGGUCGGGCGAAGGCGAUGACGCUUCUAAGGGAGAAGUCGGACAAGCUCGAUCCGGUUUUGGCGUUGAUUCUUUGCACUCAGACCGGGUUCACGCCUGGCUGUUUGGUAUUGUGGGAGAGUCUUGGAAGGCACGAGGACGUUUUGAGGUUUUGGAUGGAGUCGGAUUCUGACCCGGACGCAUACAGCCACAUUGCCAAAUAUCUCGAAACGCACGGCCAAGACCACCACGAACUCUAUGCAAUGGCUUUGCGACAUUUGUCAUCAACACCAAAGCUACUCGCCCUCCACGGUGAAGAUGUCUCUCGCAUUCUGCAAAUAAUGGACGAGAACAAUAUCCUGCAACCGCUGGCCAUCGUACAGCUGUUAUCACGCAACUCCAUUACACCUAUCGGUACUGUGCGCGACUGGUUGCAGGCUAAGGUUCAGGAGAAUAGAGGCGGCAUCGAGAGCGACAAACAUCUUGUCUCAAGUUAUCGCAAAGAAACGGAACAGAGGCAAAACGAAUUGCAAAAUAUCUGCGAUCCCGAUCGACCUCAAGUCUUUCAAGUCACGAGGUGCGCUGCCUGUGCACGUCAACUAGAUUUACCCACCGUACACUUUAUGUGCAAACAUUCGUAUCAUCAGCGAUGCUUGUCCGACUCAGAGCCGGAGUGUAUCUUAUGCGCUCGACAACAUUCGAUCCUGCGCGAGGUUCGACAGGGUCAGAAGAAGCUAGCGGAUAGGCAUGACCUCUUCGUCAACGAGGUACACGAUGCGGACAACGGCUUUGCAGUCGUCGCCGGGGCAUUUGGUAGAGGCUUAUGGGAGUCGGCGGCAGCAUAGUAUUACGUACAAGACGUUUUCAGGCGCAUACACCUUUCCACAGGCUAUUCGUCUGCGGUGUUGGCGUUGUCCCCAAAGAUCCUCUCCCACUCACCCGCGGGCGUAUAUGCGACCGGAUGGACGAGGAAGGCAUCGAGAUAUGUCAUGGUCACUGCAAGACCUAUACGAAGGUAG
Messenger RNA from Kockovaella imperatae, 3089 nucleotides. RefSeq lists its product as hypothetical. Bases 45 to 2915 code for a protein of 956 amino acids. Gene Ontology annotation, biological process: endosome organization; vacuole organization; intracellular protein transport. Gene Ontology annotation, molecular function: protein-macromolecule adaptor activity; protein binding. The transcript is spliced from 5 exons. The record is from RefSeq and is a predicted model, not a curated record. Gene Ontology annotation, cellular component: endosome; HOPS complex. NCBI's taxonomy places the organism in Eukaryota, Fungi, Basidiomycota, Tremellomycetes, Tremellales, Cuniculitremaceae.